CUUGUACGGAGCGUGCCUACACUCUACAGGUACACUGUUAGCAAGUGUACCUGUAGUGUCUCUAUUAGACAUGCAGUGGCAUUCCAUGAACCUCCUGCUGGCUCUGCUGCUCGCGCUGCCUUAUGUCGUGCUGUUCACUGCAUACUGCGGGUGGGGCGACGAUCAAAAACAUGUAGUGCCUGCUAUUCAGCGCAGCACAGCGCUGGCACCCGACACCCCAGCCGCGCAGAGGCUAGGCCAACACCUGGCGGAGUACUGCAGCAGCCACGCCCACCUUCGUACCGGACGACAGUCCAGCCCCGACAUCUUGGUGUCCAGGGCUCACCGACUCGCAUGGUGCAAGGUCCCGAAGGUGGCGUCCACGUCGGUGGUACAGUCGCUGCUGAAGGUCGUGGGUAGAGAGAAUCUCAUAGAGGAGCUCGGAAUUAGUCGUCAGCACACCGCCCUCAGGAGACUCAUGCCCCAUCUUUCUGCUGCCGAGCAGCCGCCUGAAGCUGGCACCAUCUUCAUGGUAGUCAGGCAUCCCUUCCUCAGGCUGAUAUCAGCUUAUAGGGACAAGAUAUCAACAAAGUCCGUAAAGACUCAAUUUAAUAAAUUCCUGAGGCGCUACAACAUGCCCAUUAUUUCAAAGUAUCGUCAGCAAGAGCCUCAUGAUGAGUUUUACAAGGACGUGCCAACUUUCCCGGAGUUCGUACAGUAUUUGUUGGAGACGCCCGUUGAAGACUACAACGAACACUGGCUACCUUACCACAUCAUCUGUCGGCCGUGUGACGUGCCUUACAACGUAGUCCUCAAGCUCGAGUCACUAGAUGAAGAUAUGCAAACUCUCGUCUUCAUAACUGGAUUCCCAGAGCUGGCCAUCAGGAAGACCCAUCCGUCAGUCUCAUCAUUCGACGAGGGUCUGGAAUUAAGACCGAUCUCCGACCUGCAGAGCAAUCAAAGUCCUGAGAAUUUCUCUAUUACUUCUAUAGAAAAAUCUGAGAGUCAAGAGCAUCGAUCAAACGAUUCCAUAGAGUCGAAAAAUGAUGAAAAUUCGGCGCUCAUAAAAAAUUUCUUCUCCCAGUUAACAAAGGCACAGGUGUUGGCACUUUUCAAAAAGUUCGAAAUUGAUUUCGAGAUGUUUCAGUACACUAUUGAUCAAUUUGUAGCGGCUGCGAGUUGAGAACUUGCAGUUUGUCAAACGAUCGGAAUUUGUUUUGUUUAUAUUACAAAGGCAAAUGUUUUUGGUGUGGACUCCAAGUACACCAUGUAACGAUUUGAGAAAUUGCUCACUUGGUAUUGGAGCUGUUAAAUUUACAUCCGCUACUUAUAAAUUGAAACCCAUAACAAUAAAAAAUAGGAUAAUAGUUAUCUGAAAAUAAGGACAAUUUGUACCGUACCAUGCCGUCACACUUAGUGCAUAUAGUACGGGUUAUUAAUUAUAUUCUCCCGCUGUAUGGCAGAUCCAAGAAUAUGAUACAAUUUCUUCUGGAAUCCAAGGUAAUCCUGAAUGAGGAAUAUAAAGAAAAUAAAUCAUAAUAACUCAAGUUAGAAGAUUGUCUAAAAAGUGCAUGAAGAUUGUAUGCGUUAGAAUCACAUUGAUAUGUGUAUUAAAAUAUGUACGCACUUGUUUCGUUGAAGACCAGAAUUUCUUAUUAAAACUUUUCUAAAUGUUUUCCUCAAAUCAAUCAAAUGUUUUUCUCAAAUCAUCAACUCAAAUCGUAUUCGCGGUUUGCAAGGGACAUUUUCUAAUAAUUAAACGGUGCUUCAUAAAUGUAAUAUUCCUUAUCAAACAAAUAAAGGGUUCGUGCAACA
Molecule: messenger RNA, 1794 nt
Organism: Hyalella azteca
Lineage: Eukaryota; Metazoa; Arthropoda; Malacostraca; Amphipoda; Hyalellidae
Product: carbohydrate sulfotransferase 11
Exons: 6
Coding region: 71-1162 (363 amino acids)
Biological process (GO): carbohydrate biosynthetic process
Cellular component (GO): membrane
Molecular function (GO): sulfotransferase activity
Source: RefSeq, a predicted model, not a curated record